Rhinolophus ferrumequinum (greater horseshoe bat) is the source of this 726-nucleotide messenger RNA. It is a transcript of the gene CUTA, whose product is annotated as cutA divalent cation tolerance homolog. NCBI's taxonomy places the organism in Eukaryota, Metazoa, Chordata, Mammalia, Chiroptera, Rhinolophidae. The transcript has 6 exons. The record is from RefSeq and is a predicted model, not a curated record. Gene Ontology annotation, molecular function: copper ion binding. The coding region runs from base 165 to 629 and encodes 154 amino acids. Gene Ontology annotation, biological process: response to metal ion.
UUCGCUCCUCCCUCACCAGGAGGCGGGGCAAAUCGGGCUACGUGAGGGCCGGAUUGGCUGGUUCUGGAGACUCGGGUGGUCCAGCGUCUACUCUCACGUGGUGUGCGCUGUUUUCUUAUCACGUUGCUGCCACCCAGGCCGCUCUGCUCCUGUCGCUUCUCUGGAUGCCGGCGCUGCUGCCUCUGGCCUCCCGCCUUCAGUUGCUACCCCGAGCCCUGCUGUCCAUGGCUUCAGGAAGCCCCCCGUUCCGGCCUCCGCCGGCCUCGGGCUCUGACUAUGUACCUGGUUCGGUCUCUGCAGCCUUUGUCACCUGCCCCAACGAGAAGGUCGCCAAGGAGAUCGCCAGGGCUGUGGUGGAGAAGCGCCUGGCAGCCUGUGUCAACCUCAUCCCUCAGAUUACAUCCAUCUAUGAGUGGAAAGGAAAGAUUGAGGAAGACAGUGAGGUGCUGAUGAUGAUUAAAACACAAAGUUCUUUGGUUCCAGCUUUGACAGAUUUUGUUCGCUCUGUGCACCCUUAUGAAGUGGCUGAGGUGAUCGCGCUGCCUGUGGAGCAGGGAAACUCCCCGUACCUGCACUGGGUGCGCCAGGUUACGGAGUCAGGCUCUGACUCGAGCACAGCCCUGCCGUGAUGAGCCGGCGCUGCUCCUGCCAUAUUCCCUCAUAGACUGCAGUGCUCUCUGACUUCCAGGUGAUGCGUGGGCCCUUAAUAAAUCCUAUCUUUGGUUC